ACUUUUUUGCAAGUAAAAAUUCACGCCGAAAAUCUGUCUUGAUGGUUGAAGGCAGCCAUUAAUGCGGUGCAGAAUUUAAGUUUAAAUAGUUCAGUAAAAACGUGAUAAAACACGCUAAAUCCCUAGGCAAAGUGUUAACAGUUUGAAUAACUACAAGUUGAACUAAUUACUUCGAUUCCUUAUUCGAGACGGUUGAUACGGGCAGGUAAAAAUAAAGCUAUGACCCGAGGUGGACGUGGCUAUUCCCACAGGGGAAGCUCCCGGGGUGGCAAUUCCUAUCGUGGAGGGGGUGGUGGAUAUCGUGGUUCCGGAUCCGACCACCAUGGUGGUCGGAGCAGUGGCGGCGGCUACAAUGGACGGGACAAUUCGAGAAAUCGAUAUGGCGGUGGCGGUAAUUCGUACGGCGAUUCUCGAUCGUCGCGGUACGAUACCGAUCGGUAUUCCCGGCAGGACAAUCGGCCGGGUGGUGGCUACAAGAGGAAUGACUAUAAGGAUUCCCGAGACCGUCGCUCACCGGACAGGAAACGCCCGAGAACGGACCACUCGCAGGUAAUAAUCAGGAGACGAAUUUCCAGCUACCGAAUGAGCUUUCUAUGUGAUCCUACAGAAUUGUCCUAAAUAUCAAAUGAUAAGUAUGGUCUCAAACUCAAAACACGAGCAACCCUCUAAUGUUACCAUCCUUGUUUUUUCCUUCUAAGCUAAUCUAUUUUUUUCUGUUUACUGUACCUUUACAAAUCCUUGAAUACAAAGAUCAAGAACAUUCUAAGAUCAUAUAGUAAAUUUGACAAGCUUGCUCUAUGAGACCAAAGAGUAGCCAGUAAAAUGAUCGAUGGCUGAAUGAGUAAUAAUCAUGCUAAGACGAUUCGGAAGAAUCAAACCAAAUAAAAUAUACAAACGCUUCUGAAAUUUGGUCGAAACAAGAGCGAAGCAAGGUCGCCAAUCCUACACAGAAUAAUACUGUAAACCCGAUGGUGGAAGAAAGGGUUCUUCUCCAUCGAACGUAAUCUGGUACUGCAGCUUCUGCAAAUCUAUGAUUCAAACAGGCUAUUUGGUGUGUGGAGAGAAAAAAAACAUGCGGGAUACUAAAAUGAGCGCGAUCGCAGCCUUUUCUACUAAGAAUUUUCUUUUUUCGAUGCCCGAUCCAAGUCUUUAGGAACCAGCAAGGUUUAGCAGAUAUUCGCCAAAUAACAUCAUCAUAAUAUGGGACCGGAUCGAACAAACUUUCGUCG
Uranotaenia lowii is the source of this 1229-nucleotide messenger RNA. RefSeq names its product ATP-dependent RNA helicase laf-1-like. The record is from RefSeq and is a predicted model, not a curated record. The transcript has 3 exons. The coding region runs from base 220 to 618 and encodes 132 amino acids. Lineage: Eukaryota; Metazoa; Arthropoda; Insecta; Diptera; Culicidae.